Messenger RNA from Pyricularia oryzae 70-15, 744 nucleotides. RefSeq names its product DNA replication complex GINS protein PSF2. The transcript has a single exon. Gene Ontology annotation, biological process: double-strand break repair via break-induced replication; DNA replication. Gene Ontology annotation, cellular component: nucleus; GINS complex. The coding region runs from base 1 to 744 and encodes 247 amino acids. The record is from RefSeq and is a predicted model, not a curated record. NCBI's taxonomy places the organism in Eukaryota, Fungi, Ascomycota, Sordariomycetes, Magnaporthales, Pyriculariaceae.
AUGGCGCUCCCACUGCCGCCCGGGCUGACGCCAUCCGAAAUCGCUUUCCUGUGCGAAAACGAGCUUGUAACCAUCGUGCCCCGCCAACGCCUCGAGUCAAUCCCCCUCCUACAAGGCCCUACCCCGACCCUGCGGCCGCCGCACCGCGCGACCCUUCCGUUGUGGCUCGCUCUUUUGCUCAAGAAGCAGCGGCGCGCCAACAUCAUCGCUCCGCCAUGGAUGCACCCGGCGUCUUUGCAGCAGAUCAUCCAGCACGAAACGCACACCGACCCCGUUGCCUUUAGCCCGCCGCCUCCCCCUCCAUCGCGCGCCGAUGGCAGGGGCGGUGCCAGGAGGGCCAACAUUGUCGGCAGUACAAUUCUCAGUCCGCCCUUCCUCCCCUCCUGCACCGCAGAGAGUCCGGCCGGCUACCUACCGUACCAUUGGCUCGAAAUGGCCGAGAUCCUGCUGGCCCACGCGCCCGACGACAUGCCCGCAUCCGCCGGCGAGGUCCGGGGCUUGAUCAGAGACCUGGUCGAGGUACGGGCUGCAAAAAUGAGAGCCAGUUCGGCCGACGUGGAGGGCUUCGGCGGCGGCGUCAUGUCAUUGCGGGGUGUGGGAGGAGCAGAACUGGCCGAAAACCGCGGCUUCGUGCUUGGCGUCGUUGACGGCGUGAGGAAGCUUGGUGCCAGUACUGAAGCUACAAGGCGGGAAGAGGAGGAGGCGGGCCGUGAAGACGAGAGCGACGAGGAUAUGGGCAUUUGA